UGUGUCACCAACACCAAACCUGUAAAUCUUCAUGAACCCCGCCUUAUUUAGUUCAAGUCUCUUUACAUCUUUCUUUUCCUUUACCAGUGGAGCUACCCCACCCAUCUAUCUUUGCAUGCUUUCACAAAUUUUAUCUCUACAAAUUAAUGCAGCCAUUUUCACAUGACCUCAGCACCUUCUCAUGGCUCCUCCAUGGGUUCAAGAGCUCCAUCUCCAUCACUUGACCAUUCCUGUAACCAUUGAUAAAAUGUUCUCUGUCAUGCCAUCAAGGCCUAUUCCUGUUAAACCAGGUGACAGCUUAUACCUUUCCAACCUCGAUGACAUGAUUGGAGCUCGUGUUUUCACACCUACUGUCUACUUCUACCAAUCAGACAACAACAACACGAGUUCCUCUUCCUCUUUCUCUUGCUCCCAAAAAGCUGUCACAGAAAUACUACAAUGUGCUCUCGCUGAUGUUUUAGUGCCUUAUUACCCUCUAUCAGGGAGGCUCAGAGAGACCAAGAAUGGUAAGCUAGAAGUGUUCUUUGGACCAGAACAAGGAGCACUCAUUGUUGAGGCAAAAUCAGAUAUUGCCUUGGCCGAAUUAGGAGACCUCACAGCUCCAAACCCUGCUUGGGAGCCUUUGAUCUUCAAGUUCCCCAAUGAGGAACAGUACAAAGUCCUUGAAAUGCCACUGGUGAUUGCUCAGGUUACCCUUUUCAGCUGUGGUGGAUUCAGCCUCGGUUUGAGGCUUUGCCAUUGCAUCUGUGAUGGCCUAGGAGCUAUGCAGUUCCUAGGAGCAUGGGCUGCAACUGCAAGAAAAGGGUCUCUGGUCACAGACCCUGAGCCAUGCUGGGACAGGGAAAUUUUCAGGCCACGUGAUCCACCUGUGGUGAAAUUCCCCCACAUGGAGUUCAUGAGAAUUGAAGAGGGCUCCAACCUCACCAUGACACUGUGGCAGACCAAGCCUGUUCAGAAGUGUUACAGGAUCAAGCGCGAGUUCCAGAACCGCGUGAAGGCCCUCGCUCAGCCGUAUGAUGCUGCAGGCUGCACCACUUUUGAUGCAAUGGCAGCACACAUUUGGAGAUCAUGGGUGAAGGCCCUUGAUGUGAGGCCACUAGAUUACCAACUCAGGCUAACGUUUUCAGUCAAUGCUAGACAGAAGCUUAGGAACCCUCCACUGAGAGAAGGGUUCUAUGGCAAUGUGGUGUGUGUUGCAUGCACAAAAAGCAGUGUCUCUGAGCUUGUGCAUGGGAAGCUCCCAGAGACCACACGUUUGGUUCGUGAGGCAAGGCAGAGUGUCUCAGAGGAGUAUUUGAGGUCCACUGUGGAUUUUGUUGAAGUGGAUAGGCCAAGGCAACUUGAGUUUGGUGGAAAACUAACAAUAACUCAAUGGACUAGGUUCUCCAUAUACAAGUGUGCUGAUUUUGGGUGGGGUAGGCCACUCUAUGCUGGUCCUAUAGAUUUAACACCAACACCUCAAGUUUGUGUGUUUCUGCCUGAAGGGGAGGCUGAUUAUGGUGGUGGUGGUUCCAUGAUUGUGUGCAUAUGCUUGCCUGAGUCUGCAGCACUGAAGUUCACACAAGCCUUGUUGCUAGAUUCACUUUUUUGACACAAACGUUUGCCUUGGCCUAAUUCAACUCAUCACACCAUGUGUUCCUGCUGGAUUUAGUUCAUAUGCUGUUAAUAAAACGUUAAUGUUGGUGCAUUUUGAGAUAAUUAAUUCUAUAUUUGCAUGUAUUUGAUCA
Cajanus cajan (pigeon pea) is the source of this 1727-nucleotide messenger RNA. Its product is annotated as HXXXD-type acyl-transferase family protein. NCBI's taxonomy places the organism in Eukaryota, Viridiplantae, Streptophyta, Magnoliopsida, Fabales, Fabaceae. The record is from RefSeq and is a predicted model, not a curated record. Gene Ontology annotation, molecular function: acyltransferase activity, transferring groups other than amino-acyl groups.